AUGACUUCGAUACUUCACUACCGAGACCCCAUUGCCUAUCGGAGUGACUUCAUGAAUUCCUCCCAUUACCAGUCGCCUCAGAUGGACCAAUCAAAAAAGUCCCCGCCUUAUGAAGGCAACUCUUCUGGCUCGGAGGCAAGGCAGCAUACUCCUGGCAUGAAGAAGCGACCAUCGAGAGCAGGCACACGGAGUGUCACGACCCUCACAGCUGCUCAACUGGAGCGAAAGAGGGCAAACGACCGCGAAGCACAACGAGCUAUCCGCCAGAGAACCAAAGAUCACAUUGACACGCUUGAGCGCCAAGUCCGUGACCUCACUACUCAGUUAGACAGCAACUCGUCGACCAAAAUGAUCGACCUCAUGCGGCGGAAUGAGGAGCUCGAGCAGGAAAAUGCGGUCCUCCGCGCACGACUGUCACACGCAGUGUCAGCUCUAGGAGUUCCCGAGCAGGGUACAGCAGGCGCUCCUUCGCCCAGUGAUCGCGUCCAAAUGCUCAGCCAGCCCCGCAGGGGGUCAGCAGGCACAGCUAGAAGUGUCCAUUCAGUCACGGAAAUAGCAACACCCGUUUCGCAACCUGGACAUUGGCAACCACAGCAUUCGUUCACUCAUCACGUUUCAUCACCACACGUUGACACGCCACCUUCCAUGGGUGAAGUCCAAGGCCGCUGGAGCCCUCACCCGAACCACCCUCAGCAUCACGCAGUCUCUAUGCCGGUGCAAGAUCCGUCAGUUCAUGCCGUUGAAUCUUCAGUCAUGUCGUAUCCAAGCCCGUAUGGCAUGGAGAGCAACGCGAGAGCCAUUUCCUACCCCGUAGAAAAUACGUCACUGGUCACAUCCCAGCCCAUGCCAAUGUCAGGCUACGACACGCCCAAUUCGCAUCACUCCACUCACACGUCCGAGUAUCAACGACACAUGAGCGUUCCUAUGCAUCACCAGUCUGCGCCCGGUCAAGGUCCACCUCAACACCAGCAGCAGCCCACUUCAGCGCCUUACUCUUCCUAUCCUCUUGCUCAGCAACAAGGUUACGCUCCUCAGGCCAGCCAUGCUGAGCAGAUGCCCAUGAUGCACGGACAACAUGCCCAGACGCAGAUGAUCAAUGAGCAAGGACAGCAUAUCAUAUAUCACAUGCAACCGAACAUGAAGGUGGAGCAUUAA
Cucurbitaria berberidis CBS 394.84 is the source of this 1155-nucleotide messenger RNA. RefSeq lists its product as uncharacterized. The record is from RefSeq and is a predicted model, not a curated record. Lineage: Eukaryota; Fungi; Ascomycota; Dothideomycetes; Pleosporales; Cucurbitariaceae. Gene Ontology annotation, molecular function: DNA-binding transcription factor activity. Bases 1 to 1155 code for a protein of 384 amino acids. Gene Ontology annotation, biological process: regulation of DNA-templated transcription. The transcript has 2 exons.